GACAGAAGGAAAACAUAAUGGAUAUGAGUAUGGCUCGCGUCGCUCACAGGCAGUUUGGAGGCAAACGAUACCGGCUAGCGUCAGCCAACGCUACUUAUGACAAGGAAAGCUGCUGGCUAAUAAUAGCGCUUUAGCGUAAUCCUUUGCUCUUGUUGUUCGGUUAGCUGUGUGAAGCUAACCAAUUCACCCCAGCAGCAAAUUGUAAUUUGCGUUAAAAGUAACGAAUGGCGAAGGGUUAGUGUUACACGUCACUGGAAAGGAGGGCACCUGGACUUUUUUAAGGGAUGAGACACCUUCUCCGUUUGCCUAUCAAUGUCCCUAAAAUGCUUAGAAUCAUGCGGCCAGCCACGACUUCACCUAAGCUACGACACCGAGCCUCUGUGCUGUCGUCUGCCCAGGGAGACAGCACUUGCAACGGCUCGCAGAACAACAAGACCCCACUGUCGGACUCUCUCCUGUUCGAAGCUCAGUUCGAGGAGCUGGUGCGGGAGCUGACUGAGCAGGACCUCACCGACCCCGUGCUGCUCGACGCCCUGAACCGGCUCAAAGAGGUCUUGCUCUACAAUGCCCCCGGAGGCAAAAGGAACCGCGGCCUGUCGGUGAUUGGCUCCCUGCGGGAGCUCGUCCCUCCGAGUCGGCUCACCCAGGAUGACGUGCAGCGGGCUCUGGUGGUCGGCUGGUGUAUUGAACUGCUUCAGGCCUUUUUCCUCAUCGCUGAUGACAUCAUGGAUUCAUCCCUGACCCGGAGAGGUCAGCCCUGCUGGUACAAGAAGGACGGCAUCGGUUUGGAUGCCAUCAAUGAUGCCUUCCUCUUGGAGGCCUCCAUUUACAGGCUGCUCCGCAGACACUGCAGAAGCCAGCCUUACUAUGUACACCUACUAGAGCUAUUCAAUGAGACCUCCUUCCAGACAGAACUGGGCCAAGCCCUGGACCUCAUGACGGCGCCCCCUGGUCACAUUGACCUCAACAGAUUCAUCAUGGAGAGGUACAAAGCUAUUGUAAAAUAUAAGACUGCCUUCUACUCCUUCUACCUUCCGGUAGCAGCAGCGAUGUACAUGGCUGGAAUCAAGGACGAAGGAGAGCACAAAAAUGCCAAACUCAUCUUACUGGAGAUGGGAGAGUUCUUCCAAAUACAGGACGAUUACCUGGAUUGUUACGGGGACCCUGCCGUGACGGGAAAGGUCGGCACGGACAUCCAAGAUAACAAGUGCAGUUGGCUCGUUGUCACGGCGAUGGAGAUCCUGACCCCUGAACAGAGAGCAGAAUUAGAGGCAUGUUACGGGCGUCACGACGAUGCCAGCGUGGAAAAGGUCAAAGCUUUGUACGACGCCCUGCAGAUGCCAAGCCUCUACCGCAAGUACGAAGACGAGAGUUACCAACGGUUGCAGAAACUCAUCGCGUGUCACGCUCAGAACCUUCCUCACGACGUAUUCCUCAAUUUUGCCAAGAAGAUUUACAAGAGGAACAAGUGAGGAGGAACAUGGGAUCAUGUCAUAGGACUUGAGACACCAGCAGGGGUGGAGAGUUGUAAACCAUGGAGGCGCUGGUUUAAAUCUAUUCACACAUCAGCUUUUUGUCUUAUUUAUUGCAGUCAGUUCAUUUUAAUGCCAUCAUUUAUCGCAUCAUUUCUCUGCAGAGUGAUCGCUCGAGGUUUCAAUUGUGAUGUACAGUAUAGAUGUAUUAAUUUGAUUGUAUGCUACAUAUGAGCUAUACACUCAUUCAGACCAUCUUUAUUAAUUCUAUAUUUUUGUAUCUGCUGCUUUACUUAGAGGCUGCCAUGGACUGAUUAUUGCCUUUAAUAAAUGAGAAAUGAAUAGA
This is a messenger RNA of Syngnathoides biaculeatus (alligator pipefish), 1818 nucleotides long. It is a transcript of the gene fdps, whose product is annotated as farnesyl diphosphate synthase (farnesyl pyrophosphate synthetase, dimethylallyltranstransferase, geranyltranstransferase). Gene Ontology annotation, biological process: trans, trans-farnesyl diphosphate biosynthetic process. The transcript is spliced from 9 exons. Gene Ontology annotation, molecular function: (2E,6E)-farnesyl diphosphate synthase activity; dimethylallyltranstransferase activity. NCBI's taxonomy places the organism in Eukaryota, Metazoa, Chordata, Actinopteri, Syngnathiformes, Syngnathidae. Gene Ontology annotation, cellular component: cytoplasm. The record is from RefSeq and is a predicted model, not a curated record. The coding region runs from base 285 to 1472 and encodes 395 amino acids.